GGAGCGAGCAUCAUCGUUCUACGAACUUUUGGUCAACCCUAAGUAUAAUCGUGAAAAGUAUUUUUAUCUGCACACAUUCUUGAAAAUACGUUUGAAACAGUAUGAAGGAAACAUCUGAAAUAUUCAUCGUACAGAAAAAAUGUUCAGACAUGUAUGCUGCACAUUCUCAGUUUAGAUGUUUCCUUCAUACUGUUUCAAACGCUUGGCCCCAAAAGAGAUAAUAGAACGAAAAUGUGAAAUUUUUGGAAUCCCAAAAGAGAUAAUAAAUUUAAUUAGUAAUCAAGAACGAAAAAAAAGUUAAAUUAUUGUGUUUUCAAAAGAGAUAAUAUAGAAUGAGAAAAACAAACGAAACUUAUGGGUAUACAUUUUAUUCUCAUGAAAUCAAGCAGAAUCGUUAAGUACAGUGUACAAAAUGGAAUGAAACAGUGUACAAAAUCAAAUUAAACGGUGUGCAAACGGCAAUUAUAUAAAUAUGGAAUCAAUAAAUAGCACAGCAUGUCAUUUCUGCUGUCAAACAAACAUGAAUUUGGAAAAAGUUGUAAUGUCUGCUACACAGCAAGAAUAAUCUUGCGCUGUAUUUCAACAUUUUUGUUUUCGUAAAGUUCAUGAAUAUAAAGUUUCAACUGUACAAUAAACAAAUGUAUAUACCCCAUUCUAUAUUAUAUCUUUUGAAAAUACAAUAAUUUAAUUAUUUUAUUUAUUACUAAGCACUCUCUUACAGUCGAAGUAACAAAUGCAGAUGAUAACGAAAGGAGUGUAUUUUUUACACUGUUUAACGGUUGUAUGUAUGCAAGAAAUUCAUUACUUUUUGAUGAAAAAGAAAACCAAAGUGCUCUAUAGAGCGCUUUGGUUUUUGUCAUUCGAAAGAGGAGACUUGAAGAUAUGUUCAUAUUAAAAUAAAUUUGCAGAAGGGUCUUCUGAAGUACAUUUUCUAGAUAUUUGGAAAAUUGUCUCAAAAAAUUCCCGAUAUGAUUAUAUUGUUUUUUCUCACGGAUUGAUAGACCAGAGUGCCUCCUUCAAAACGGGAGCCAAGCGAGCUCUUGAUUUCUAGUGAUGCGGAAAUAGUAUCGGAUUUUCUUGGAACCUCAGGACUGGUACCUAGUGGCAAUAGGUAGCCCCGGAAACAGGUGGAUUAUAUGUAAUCGGUCAUGCUGAUUUCGUGGCAAUAUCUGUUUUUUGAAAAAGAUUUUAAAACCCAGUAGAACCAAGUUUUACGAAAAUUGUGAUUUCCGGGUUGUUUUCACUCUGCCUUCCAAGUCCCGAUCCCUGUGAAUGACGCCUGAUGUUUAUUGUUCUCUUAUUUAUAUAAUUUUCUCUCUCUUCAUGCUACAUGAUACCAGUUUUGGAAGUUCCAAGGAAUCUGAUGCCACGUUUGAACCGGUGGAAAUCAGUGUCUCGUUUGUCCCCUAUUUCGAACUGAACACAUAGUAUUCAUGGGAAUUUGAUUUGUCUGAUAUAAAAACAUGUACAUAUCCAAAACAUUAUCGACUCGUUUGUUAUUUACCAAUAAAAAUAUCCGGUGCUAUUUGGAAUUUAAAAUGGGCACCAUAUCAAAACCAUGAACAUAAUAAAAAUGAUUUAGGAUAUUUAGCUGCUGUGUGUAGUUCUGAUCAUAUUUAUAUUCAUAAUAUUAUUGAGCAAUCGUCAGAUAAAUCAACAACAACAAUAAUGUAUCCAUUUUAUAACUCAACAAAACAAUUAAAAUUAUCUUUAAAUCAUCAUGGUUCAUUACCACAAUGUUUAUCAAUUGAUUGGAGUAAAUUGUAUCCAUCAAGAAUAAUUUCAUCAUACAGUAAUGGUUAUAUUGCAUUAUUCAAUAUUAAUAUCACCGUUUCGUAUCUCACACAAACAAAUAAAAAUGGUGAAAAAGAAAUUUGGCCUAUACGUACAAUUCAAAAAUAUCAUUUACACACAUUCGAGAUGUGA
This is a messenger RNA of Didymodactylos carnosus, 1926 nucleotides long. The record is from the annotation of a GenBank genome assembly. Lineage: Eukaryota; Metazoa; Rotifera; Eurotatoria; Philodinida; Philodinidae.